GCUGUGACGAUUGUGGGAAGGAUUUUCUUUUAAAGGCUAAUCUAGAAAUCCAUCAGGUCAUCCACACUGGAGAAAGACCUUUUAGCUGUGACUUGUGUGGAAAGUCUUUUUCCUGGAGGGGUUCCCUAAAAGCACACAAACUAAUCCACAGUGGAGUUAAAGCGUACAGCUGUGAUCACUGUGGCAAAACUUUUACUCACAGUCCCAACUUAAAAAGUCAUCUACUUACCCACUCUGAAAUUAAGGCAUACAGCUGUGACAUUUGUGGGAAGACUUUCAGACAUAUAGGGAGCCGAAAUGCACACCUACUCAUUCACACCGGACAUGAUGUGCACUGCUGUAAUCAGUGUGGUAAAGUGUGUUUAACAGGAAAAGCCUUAAAACAGCACAUGUUUAUUCACUCUGAUGAGAGACCUCAUAAAUGUGACCUCUGUGAGAAGACUUUUAAAUCUAUGCAUUACUUGAGGCUACACCAACAGAUCCACACCAGAAAGAGACUCUACAAGUGCAGUUACUGUGAGAAGCAGAGCGACACAGAUGGAUCCAGUUCUCAACCCUGUCAUCACUGUGGGAAAGCGUUUCGUUGUGACAUUUGUGGAAAAACAUUCAGUCGACAAGACUACCUCAAAGUACAUCAACGUAUACACACUGGAGACAAAAUUAAAUGCUGCAGAGAAUGUGGUAGAGGCUUCCCCACAUCACGUGACUUAGAACGACAUGAACUCAUUCACAGUGGGGUUAAAAUGCACGUCUGUGACCAGUGUGGGUCAUCCUUCACCCUUGCAAGUGGCCUUAAAAAACACAAACGUGUCCACACAGGAGAGAGACCAUACAAGUGCAGACACUGUGACAAAAGCUUCUCACAAACAGGUAGUCUUACUAUACAUUCCAGAAUAAAAACUGGAGAGAAAAAAUACAGCUGUGACAAGUGUGGGAAAGAUUUUACCGUAAAAGCUGCCCUAAAAAUGCAUCAGGUCAUCCACACUGGAGAGAGACCGUUCAGCUGUGGAGACUGUGGAAAGUCUUUUACCACGUCUGGAAACUUAAAAAGGCACCAACUCAUCCACACUGGAGAGAGACCGUUCAGCUGUGGAGACUGUGGAAAGUCUUUUACCACGUCUGGAAACUUAAAAAUGCACCAACUCAUCCACACUGGAGAGAGACCGUUCAGCUGUGGAGACUGUGGAAAGUCUUUUACGCAGUCUGGACACUUAAAAUCACACCAACUCAUCCACACUGGAGAGAGACCGUUCAGCUGUGACGAGUGUGGAAAGUCUUUUACCGAGUCUGGACACUUAAAAAGACACCAACUCAUCCACACUGGAGAGAGACCAUUCAGCUGUGACGAGUGUGGAAAGUCUUUUACCGAGUCUGGACACUUAAAAACACACCAACUCAUCCACACUGGAGAGAGACCAUUCAGCUGUGACGAGUGUGGAAAGUCUUUUACCAAGUCUGGACACUUAAAAACACACCAACUCAUCCACACUGGAGAGAGACCAUUCAGCUGUGACGAGUGUGGAAAGUCUUUUACCGAGUCUGGAAGCUUAAAAAGACACCAACUCAUCCACACUGGAGAGAGACCAUUCAGCUGUGACGAGUGUGGAAAGUCUUUUACGCAGUCUGGAAACUUAAAAACACACCAACUCAUCCACAGUGGAGUUAAAGCGUACAGCUGUGAUCAGUGUGGCAGAGUUUUUACUCACAGUAACAGCUUACAGAGUCAUCUAGUUACCCACUCUGGAAUUAAGGCAUACAACUGUGACAUUUGUGGAAAAACUUUCAGCCGGAUAGAGAGCCGAAAUACACACCUACGCAUUCACACCGGACAUGAUGUGUACUGCUGUGAUCAGUGUGGCAAACAGUUUGCUAUAAACACGCAGUUACAACGCCACAUGUUUACCCACUCUGAGGAACGACCUUAUAAAUGUGACCUGUGUGAGAAGACUUUAAAAUCUCCAUAUUACCUGAAAGCACAUCAAAAGAUCCACACCAGAAAGACUCUACAAGUGCAGUUACUGUGAGAAGCAGAGCGACACAGAUGGAUCCAGUUCUCAACCCUGUCAUCGCUGUGGGAAAGAGUUUCAUUGUGACCUUUGUGGAAAAACUUUCAGUCAUCGAAGGACUCUGAAAAUGAACAAAAUGAACUACUGUAAAGAAUGCGGGAGGGGCUUCACCACUUCAAAGGACUUCAAACAAUAUGAACUCCUUCAAAGUGGGGUUAAAAAGCACGUCUGCGAUCAGUGUGGGUCAUCCUUCAUCAGUGCACAUAAGCUUCAAAAGCGAGUCCACACAUGAGAGAAACCAAACAAGUGCAGACACUGUGACAAAACCCUUUCACAAUCAUGUGAUCACACUAAGCAUGAACACAGACACAUGAAAGAGAACUUCAUCUGUGAAAGAGUUUGAGUAAUCUCAGUUCAUGCUUCACUCACAAACGAUUCCAUGUUACGAAUAACCUGUUACGUCUUGAUUCCCGCUUUUAAGUAAAUCUUGUAAACAGAAUGAAAAUGUGCCUCGCUACAUUUUAAGCUUUCUAAACUGUUCUACUGUAGUGUUUGUGUUGAGUGGUUAGCUUUGUUCCAGUAGUUGAAUCAAAAAAUCUGUUUCCUGUUAUCAUGUUUUUAAUGAAUGCAUCGAUCCAUGUUUUCUGCAGGGGUUUUUUUUUUUUUUCAGCUUGUUUGCGUUAUGAAAUCCUGCAACAGUUAAACCAAAAUUUUAUAUGUCAAAUAAAGAAAUGGUUUACUGACAAAGA
This is a messenger RNA of Oreochromis niloticus (Nile tilapia), 2755 nucleotides long. RefSeq names its product gastrula zinc finger protein XlCGF57.1-like. Gene Ontology annotation, molecular function: DNA-binding transcription factor activity, RNA polymerase II-specific; RNA polymerase II cis-regulatory region sequence-specific DNA binding. The record is from RefSeq and is a predicted model, not a curated record. Bases 390 to 2024 code for a protein of 544 amino acids. The transcript is spliced from 6 exons. Gene Ontology annotation, biological process: regulation of transcription by RNA polymerase II. Gene Ontology annotation, cellular component: PcG protein complex; transcription regulator complex; chromatin. Lineage: Eukaryota; Metazoa; Chordata; Actinopteri; Cichliformes; Cichlidae.